CAACCUGUUUCGCAACUUCCUGGGCUGUCAACCUUCAAUUAAGCAGGGCUGGAGGGCAAUCGUGUGGGCAGGCUGAUCGGCUAGGCAGGACAGCGCCAGGGUGUGGGCUGCGCGCUUCACUCUGUUCGCCGCAGGAAGCCUGAGCUCAUUAGAGCAGCGGCUCCUCCAAGCUCGGAGCGGCUGACGCCGCUGUUCCUAUCCGCCAAAUCUUGCCACGAAAGUCCGACUCUCUGACAAAAUCCACGCCCCGGUGAACGUUCCGAGGGAAAGCCUGAGGUCGCGAUGGAUCUUGAAGGGGACCGCAAUGGAAGAGCCGGAAACAAAUACGUCUUGAACCAGGACAAAAAAAGUAAAAAAGAGAAGAAGGAAAAGAAACCAACUGUCAGUGUAGUUGCAAUGUUUCGCUAUUCAAAUUGGCUGGACAGGUUAUAUAUGGUGGUGGGAACUUUGGCUGCCAUCAUCCAUGGCGCUGGACUCCCCCUCAUGAUGCUGGUGUUUGGAGACAUGACGGACAGCUUUUCACAAGCAGGCAACACAAACCUUACUCUGCAAAACUUAAUGAAUCAAAGUGGUAACAACAGUACACAGAUGUUCUUCAAUCUGGAGGAAGACAUGACCACGUAUGCCUAUUACUACAGUGCAAUCGGUGCUGGUGUGCUUGUUGCCGCUUACAUCCAAGUUUCAUUUUGGUGCCUGGCAGCUGGAAGACAAAUAUACAAAAUUAGAAAACAAUUUUUCCACUCUAUAAUGAGCCAGGAAAUAGGCUGGUUUGAUGUGCAUGAUGUUGGGGAACUUAACACCAGGCUCACAGAUGAUGUCUCCAAAAUUAAUGAAGGAAUUGGUGACAAAAUUGGAAUGCUCUUUCAGUCAAUGGCAACAUUUUUCACUGGUUUUAUAAUAGGAUUUAUACGUGGUUGGAAGCUAACUCUUGUGAUCUUGGCCAUCAGUCCUGUUCUUGGAGUGUCAGCUGCUCUCUGGGCAAAGAUAUUAUCUUCAUUUACUGAUAAAGAACUCCAUGCAUAUGCAAAAGCUGGAGCUGUCGCUGAAGAGGUCUUAGCAGCUAUUAGAACUGUGAUUGCAUUUGGAGGACAAAAGAAAGAACUGGAAAGGUACAACAAAAACUUAGAAGAAGCUAAAAGAAUUGGGAUAAAGAAAGCUAUUACAGCCAAUAUUUCUAUUGGUGCUGCUUUUCUGCUGAUCUAUGCAUCAUAUGCUCUGGCAUUCUGGUAUGGGACCACCUUGGUCAUCUCAGAAGAAUAUUCUAUUGGACAAGUACUCACUGUCUUCUUUUCUGUAUUGAUUGGGGCUUUUAGUAUUGGGCAGGCAUCUCCAAGUGUUGAAGCUUUUGCAAACGCAAGAGGAGCGGCUUAUGAAGUCUUCAAGAUCAUUGAUAAUAAGCCGAACAUCGACAGCUAUUCGAAGAAUGGGCACAAACCAGAUAAUAUUGAAGGAAAUUUGGAAUUCAGAAAUGUUCACUUCAGUUACCCAUCCCGAAAAGAUGUUCAGAUCUUGAAGGGGCUCAGCCUAUCGGUGCAGAGUGGACAGACGGUGGCUCUGGUGGGGAACAGUGGCUGUGGGAAGAGCACGACGGUCCAGCUGAUGCAGAGGCUUUAUGACCCUACAGAGGGCGUGGUCAGUAUUGAUGGACAGGACAUUAGGGCCAUAAAUGUAAGGUAUCUGCGGGAAAUCACUGGUGUGGUGAGUCAGGAACCUGUGUUAUUUGCCACCACAAUAGCUGAAAAUAUUCGGUAUGGUCGUGAAGAUGUCACGAUGGAGGAGAUUGAAAAAGCUGUUAAGGAAGCCAACGCCUAUGACUUUAUCAUGAAACUGCCUCAUAAAUUUGACACCCUGGUUGGAGAGAGAGGGGCCCAGCUGAGUGGAGGGCAGAAACAGAGGAUUGCCAUUGCCCGUGCCCUGGUCCGCAACCCCAAGAUCCUCCUGCUGGAUGAGGCCACGUCAGCCUUGGACACAGAAAGUGAGGCAGUGGUUCAGGCAGCUCUGGAUAAGGCCAGAAAGGGCCGGACUACCAUUGUGAUAGCUCAUCGUUUGUCUACAGUGCGUAAUGCUGAUGUCAUUGCCGGUUUUGAUGAUGGAGUCAUUGUGGAGAAAGGAAAUCACGAUGAGCUCAUGAAACAGAAAGGCAUUUAUUUUAAACUUGUCACAAUGCAGACAGCAGGAAAUGAAAUUGAAUUAGAAAAUACAGCUGAUGAAUCCAAAAGUGAAAUUGAUGGCUUGGAAAUGUCCUCAAAAGAUUCAGGAUCCAGUCUAAUGAGAAGAAGAUCAACUCUCAGGAGCAUCCGUGGAUCACAAAGCCAAGACAGAAAGCUCAGUACAAAAGAGGCUCUGGAUGAAGAUGUACCUCCCGUUUCCUUUUGGAGGAUUCUAAAGCUGAAUUUAUCUGAAUGGCCUUAUUUUGUUGUGGGUGUAUUUUGUGCCAUUGUAAAUGGAGGCUUGCAACCAGCAUUUUCAGUAAUAUUUUCGAAGAUUGUAGGGGUUUUUACAAGAGAUGAUGAUGCUGCAACAAAACGAGAGAAUAGUAACUUGUUUUCACUACUGUUUCUAGUCCUUGGAAUCAUUUCUUUUAUUACAUUUUUCCUUCAGGGCUACACAUUUGGCAAAGCUGGAGAGAUCCUCACCAAGCGGCUCCGAUAUAUGGUUUUCAGAUCCAUGUUGAGACAGGAUGUGAGCUGGUUUGAUAACCCUAAAAACACCACUGGAGCAUUGACUACCAGGCUUGCCAAUGAUGCUGCUCAAGUUAAAGGGGCUAUAGGCUCCAGGCUUGCCAUAAUUACCCAGAAUAUAGCAAAUCUUGGGACAGGAAUUAUCAUAUCCCUCAUCUAUGGCUGGCAAUUAACACUUUUACUCUUAGCAAUUGUACCCAUCAUUGCAAUAGCAGGAGUUGUUGAAAUGAAAAUGUUGUCUGGACAAGCACUGAAAGAUAAGAAAGAACUAGAAGGUGCUGGAAAGAUCGCUACUGAAGCAAUAGAGAACUUCCGAACUGUUGUUUCUUUAACUCGGGAGCAGAAGUUUGAACAUAUGUAUGCCCAGAGUUUGCAGUUGCCAUACAGAAACUCUUUGAAGAAAGCACACAUCUUCGGAAUCACAUUUGCCUUCACCCAGGCAAUGAUGUAUUUUUCCUACGCUGGCUGUUUCCGAUUUGGCGCCUACUUGGUGGCACGUAGUUUAAUGACCUUUGAGAAUGUUCUGUUGGUAUUUUCAGCUAUUGUCUUUGGUGCCAUGGCAGUCGGGCAGGUCAGUUCAUUUGCUCCUGACUAUGCCAAAGCCAAAGUGUCAGCAUCCCACAUUAUCAUGAUCAUUGAAAAAGUCCCCGAGAUCGACAGCUAUAGCACAGAAGGCCUGAAGCCGGACAAGAUGGAAGGAAAUGUGACAUUUAACAAAGUCGUAUUCAACUAUCCUACUCGGCCAGACAUCCCAGUGCUUCAGGGGCUGAGCCUCGAGGUGAAGAAGGGCCAGACGCUGGCCCUGGUGGGCAGCAGUGGCUGUGGAAAGAGCACAGUGGUCCAGCUCCUGGAGCGUUUCUACGACCCCUUGGCUGGGACAGUGCUAAUUGAUAACAAAGAAAUAAAGCAAAUGAAUGUGCAGUGGGUCCGAGCACACAUGGGCAUUGUAUCCCAGGAGCCCAUCCUGUUUGACUGCAGCAUUGGCGAGAACAUCGCCUAUGGGGACAACAGCCGGGUGGUGUCACAGGAAGAGAUCGUGAAGGCGGCCAAGGAGGCCAACAUACACCAGUUCAUCGAUUCACUGCCUGAUAAAUAUAACACCAGAGUAGGAGACAAAGGAACUCAGCUCUCUGGUGGGCAAAAACAACGCAUUGCCAUAGCUCGUGCCCUCGUCAGGCAGCCUCAUAUUUUGCUUUUGGAUGAAGCUACAUCAGCUCUGGAUACAGAAAGUGAAAAGGUUGUCCAAGAAGCCCUGGACAAAGCCAGAGAAGGCCGCACCUGCAUUGUGAUCGCUCACCGCCUGUCCACCAUCCAGAAUGCAGACCUGAUAGUGGUGUUUCAGAAUGGCAAAGUGAAGGAGCACGGCACACAUCAACAGCUACUGGCCCAGAAAGGCAUCUAUUUUUCAAUGGUCAGUGUCCAGGCUGGAGCAAAGCGCCAGUGAACUGUGACUGUAUGAGACGUUAAAUAUUUUUUAAUAUUUGUGUUUAAAUAUAGCAUUUAAUCAAAGUUUAAAAAGCAAGCAGCCAUGGGAUGAUGAAGAGUUACAUGUUUAACAUUUCCUGCCACAAUAGAAGAUCAUUUCAUCAAGUUCAUUGUCUUCAGAGACUUCAUAAUUAAAGGAACAGAAAGAGAAACAUCAUCGAAUGGGAGGACAUAAUGGUUUUAAUUGUAUUUUAAAAAGAAUUUAAAGUAGACUUUUUAAAUAAAGUGUGCAAUUUUGUUUAUACUUUUUCACUUGGACUGUAACCGGCUUGCUAAAAGAGCAUAGUAAUAGCAAAAAGUAUUGAAAUAUUUGCAUAAAGUAUCUAUAAUAAAACUAAACUUUCAUGUGACCACAGUCAUCUUGUCCAAAAUGCCUGUGAAUAUGUUUUCUUCCAAUUGAAAUAUUGUAGAGAAUUUCUGAUUUAAAAAAAUAUUUCUUUAAAACAUCUAUUCAUUAUUGUGGGAAUGGUUAAUCAGUUUAAAGUCUAUUCUAUAUGUCUUUUCACGUUGGGUUUUAUAGAACCAUCUGGCAUCAUUCUUCUUGGACUUGACUUGCUGAGUCUUACAUCUCCACAUGAUGAUGGCUCUCAAACCCAUCAGGUAUAUCAAUACAAGAUUUUGAGAGGUGGAGUGAGAUGCAAUUAUGAAGUAUUUAUUACUCAGAUGUACAUGAAAUAUUGUGUACUGCUCUUACUAGGGCUUUUCAAGGAUUUUAAUAUUUUUGUACUUUUAAAGAAUACAAUUACUCUUUUUCUUGUCAUGAUAUGAAUCACUUUCUCUAGAAUUGGUCUCUUCCAAAGUUGAUCCUUCUGAUUUACAGAUGUUUAAAAUGUGCCAUGGGUUUAAUACAUUGUGAUGCAAACUUGAUGAAAAACGAAAAGAAGAAAAUAUCACAAGGACUGAUACUCUGAGUAGAAAUUUUUAAAAUUAGCCAUUAUAAGCAAGGUUGAAAGUCACAAGCUGGGGUACCAUAUUUAUUAUAAACAGUUGCUAUAUUUAAUAUAUAAAGAACUUCUAAAAAGGAAAAUAAAAGUCCCCUCCAAGAGUAAAUGGGCAAAGGAAAUGAUCAGAUAAUUCCCAAAGAAAAAAGUGAAUGAGAAAAAUGUACAAUUUCAAUAAUCAA
Nycticebus coucang (slow loris) is the source of this 5289-nucleotide messenger RNA. RefSeq names its product ATP binding cassette subfamily B member 1 (gene ABCB1). The record is from RefSeq and is a predicted model, not a curated record. NCBI's taxonomy places the organism in Eukaryota, Metazoa, Chordata, Mammalia, Primates, Lorisidae. Gene Ontology annotation, biological process: transmembrane transport. Gene Ontology annotation, molecular function: ATP hydrolysis activity; ABC-type transporter activity; ATP binding. The transcript is spliced from 28 exons. Gene Ontology annotation, cellular component: membrane. Bases 283 to 4125 code for a protein of 1280 amino acids.